AUGGCACCCACCAUCCUUCGGAAUAAUCCCCAAAUGGACGAUGAUGCCUGGCGAUUCAACGUCCCACAUGAGUCUCUUCUGCCACCAAAACGCGCCAGGCAGGGCAUUACAUACGGCAAUGUUGUCUCCUUCUCCACUGAUGCUAUUACCCUACGCAUCGAGCAAUUUCCAUCAAAUCGCGUCAUCCACUCCGAUGACCCAUCCAAAUUCAUCUUGCUCUCCUUUGGAAAGGAAUUCCGGUUUCCAGAUCAUCCACCACGAGUUUCGGGAGAGUACAUUGCUCGAUUGCUCAAGGCGGGGUUCUUCUUGAACGAUAUACAAUAUCGAUUUUAUCAUCAUAGCAACAGUCAACUGCGCGGACGCUCCUGCUUUUUGAGGCAAGCUAAUAACGACAAAGAAUUGGACGAUAGAAUUUACCAGUUAGGAGAUUUCGGGAGGAUUAUGAACAUCGCCAAACGCGCAAAAAGGAUUGGCCUGUUGUUCUCGUCUGCCCAGAUCGACUAUCGUCUCGACCCAAAGUAUAUAGCGGAUAUUCCGGACAUACAAGAUGGGGACGAGCUCUUCUCCGAUGGAUGUGGACUGAUCUCGAAGAGGCUCUCCAUUGCUCUGAGCAAAGCUAAGCGAAUCACCUUUCGGAAUGUUAGGUACACACCCACGGUUUUCCAGAUAAGAUACUUGGGAUACAAAGGUGUUCUGAUGUUGCACCCCCAACUUGACGCCGAGGGAAAACAUCUCGCCCAGUUUCGCAAAAGCAUGAAGAAGUUCACAACGACCACGGACCACACAUUCUCUGUCGUUGGGCACUCUAGGCCAUACACGUUCGGACGGCUGAAUAACGACAUCAUCGUCCUUCUCUCUUGUCUUGGGGUCACCAAUGAAAAGCUGCUCAACAAACAAGACGAAUAUUUUCAGUGGUUGAGGAACGCGACAGAAGACCCCACUGCUGCCGUCGACUUUCUCUCCUGCAUUGAUCAGUAUCCUCUAGCUGGGAAGGUUCUGCUAAAUGGGAUCAACGACCCUGACGUGGCAAAGGAAAUCCGGCGCCUGCAGCUAGGCGAGAUAGCCAGAUAUACGGACGAACGCGAAAAGUUUAAGUCUCGGAUGAUCAUCCGCGAAUCACGUCGUCUGUUUGGGGUCUGUGAUCCGUUUCAAGUCCUCAAGGAAGGCGAAGUCCAUAUUCGGAUUAUGGCUUCUCGAAAGGGACCAUCCACUCCGAUUCACGGAGACGUUCUCAUCGUCAGGAACCCAUGUCUCCAUCCCGGUGAUUGCUUGAAACUCCGAGCGGUACAUAAUGACAAGCUUUCUCACCUUGUUGACUGCCUUGUUUUUGCGUCUGUCGCUCGCCCUGGUCAUCAUGCAGCACCUUCAAUGAGUAGUGGCGGUGACCUUGACGGCGACGAGUUCCUUGUCUGUUGGGAUAAGGAUCUUGUACCUCCCCGUAUCUCGGAGUCUUACGAUUAUCCCGGGAAUAAAGAGCGCAUCAGCAAGAAAGUAACAAGGGAAGAUCUAGCUGUGCAUUUUGCCUCGUAUAAUGCGGCUGGCCUAGCAAGAGUCUCGGCCCUUCACAACAAAUGGGCCCGUUACAGCCCACAAGGGGCGCUAUCUGUCCAAUGCCAGGAAUUGAACGCGCUACAUUCGCAGUCCGUGGACGGCGCAGGCAUCAAGAUCCCCGAUCGGUUAACAAAACCCCCAGAGCCAACUGAACCAUUCAUCAUCGACCUUUUGGAGCAAGCUGCGCGGAAAUUCGCCACCGAGUUCGUGCAAUCGCAAACCAACCUCGCCUCAAUUCCUUCUCUCGAUGCCGAAGAAGGCCAGAAACUAAUAUCCCAACUCUUUAAAAGCACUCAACAUGCGGUCACUGAAUAUGAGCUUUUCGAGCUUGCUUACCGCCUUUCCCAAAAGUAUCGAUUCGACCUUCGUCCCUAUCUUGGGCAGAUUGACUGGUCGGCCAUUACGGCGAUGCAGAAACAUGCCGUUAGUACGACGCUGUCCCUCUCGUCUAUUGAUUAUCCGUACAUGUGGAAUUCCCUGAUCAAGUCUGAUAUCUUGAUGCCUCAAGACCUGUAUUCGCGGUCUCUUAGCUCUCCCUUUUCCAUACAACGUUUAUAUUCGUCGAAGGAAAAUGGGCUGACUACAUUCUUUGAAUACCUGCGCAUGGCUACGCAAGAUUACACGAGGAAACUGCUCGUCAUCCAAACAGAGCGACGAUUCUCUGUCGGUAUCUUUAUGAGGGGGAACAUCCCUUGGGAUGAAGAACCCGAAGUGAACGAUAACGUUGUCGUCUGCUCUUUCUUGCCGGACUCCUCAUCCACAAUCGCUCACCAACACCCAUGCUCUGCUGGGUACAGGCUUCACUUGAGCGAUUCAAGAAUGGAACUUUACAAUAGACAGAGAAGCGAUACGUUCGUCUUCAUCAAUCGCCAACUAGGGACCGAAGUCGUCGCGAGCAUUGCGUUGCAAAAAAUUUCAAAGACAGUUCAAAAGCAAUUGGGGAGGGUCAACAGAUCACCUCUCAUCGGUAUAGAAUUGCAUGUGGUAUCCAAUCAUGACCGUGUAGCCCACCAAUUAUUCGAUCUGUGGUUUCAACAUGUCCCAACUGAAGAAUAUGUGCGCCGAUUUCAGCGCCAGUCGGCACCUUACCGCAUGAAUGAUCUCAAGGAUGUCGACUGGUCGAAAGAACCAGACUGGUUGAAAUCUGCGUUCUAUCCCCUAAGGGAUCCUCAAGGUCUUCCUUCCUCGAAAAAGCUCAGGCAACACACUCAGGAAACCAUGGACGCCGUUCUUGCCAGGAGAAUGCUUCCAGAGCUUGAUCAGAUUCUCGAUUUCGGGUUGAUGUACCACGCCGAAGACGAAGUAUUACUGGUCUUCCACUACGUCCUCUUACUCAAGCCUUUCCCUGAAGGGUUGGCUGUCAAGUGGAUCGAUAGAUACCCUCCGUUGGUUUUCACGGUCUUGAAGGUAUAUCCCCCCGACGACGAAACCCUCAAACUACCGCCCGAAACCGAACAAAUGACGCGUACUAUCGUGCAGGCUAUCAUCCGCUCAGCUAAUGACCUCCGCAUCGCUUCCCUCGUCGCUUUGGAAAAAAUAGCAGGGUCCAUCGCGCUGUUACCGAUAGACGAAUACAUUGAGAUGCUCAUGUUGGCUGCGUUGUCUGUGCGCUCGUCACAGCUUGUUCAAGAGGUUUUGCUAGUCAUGAACGAUAUCCGACUCGCUCAUUGUCCACAAACACCGGUAUUGGAAUACGGACACAAACAUGCUCUAGGAGUAGUCUUUGACCGAGCAGAAGAGGCAGCGGACGAAUGCCCCUGCAACGAGGAUGGGAAACCGCGGAAACAGAGAAACCCACCUUCUCAGACUAACCUCACGUUCGUCGCGGAUGAUACUUUGCAUGUGAUGGCGACUUUACGAGUCGAUGCGAAGACGGCUAUUAGACUGCAUUCUCAUGUCCGCUUACAAGCGACGUCGAAGGCUGAGAAUCGGUGGAUUGACGCGCCUGUUUUGGAUGGGCUCGUUGUUCAGGCUAUGAAGGGCGAGUUGAAGAUCAAACUUCUUCAGCCUGCUCCCCCCGAAACGGAGCGUAUGGACUGGGUUGUGUUCAACGCAGGAAGCAUAGCAACUUCGAGAGCUAUGUUGGACGCACUGUUACGGCUCCUGGAACAAAAACAAGCUGCGUGCUUGUUUUACAACUUUAUCACGGGUGACGAGGAGGAAGCGCCGGAGGGCGAACAGGUCCCUUCCGUUGAGGUGAUACCUCCAGGUGAUGAUUCAGGUCUCAAUGAGAGCCAGAGGAUGGCUGUACAAUCUUGGGCUGCGCCUUUAUCGUUGAUCUGGGGACCUCCCGGCACCGGAAAGACAACAGUGGUCGUCGACAUUUUGAGAAGCAUAAUCAAGACAUAUUAUCCUGCAACACCCAAAAUUUUGAUGACUGCGUCUACGCAUAAUGCCGUCGACAACGUUCUAGAACGGUUCGUAAAAAUAAACGAGGAAGACCAACUUCUCCGCGAGGAACAAAUCCUGCGCGUAGCAACGGACCAAUCGAAAGUGAACCAAGACCUGCAGCACUUCACCAUCGACGCGCGGAUCGGGGGGGAUAUGAAUCAGAAUAGUAGGCUGGUGAAGCAGGCACAGGAGAGGGUUGAGAGGUCGGUUUUGGUGUUUACUACGUGCGCUGGCGCUGGUCUGGGGAUAUUGAGAAAGGUGGAUUUUGAUAUUGCUAUUAUCGACGAGGCGUCUCAGAUAACGGAGCCGUGCGCUUUGAUACCUCUCGUGAAGGGGAUUAAGAGGGCGAUGAUGGUUGGAGAUCACGUCCAGCUUCGGCCAACAGUCAAAAACAUGGCCAAAGUCGUCCGAUUCGACAUUUCCCUCCUGGAACGUCUCUACUCCCAGCCCAACAUCCCGGAGGGGAUGGUCAAGACGAUGCUAGACGUCCAGUACCGCUCUCCAAAAGAACUUAAUGCGUUCCCCUCCAAGGAGUUCUACGAAGGCCGAUUGAAGACGAGCGACGCGAACAGCGCAGGGUCUUUGAACGCGCUCAAGAAGUCCUCGUUUCCUUGGCCCAUUGGCGACGGCGGCGAAGUCAUCCCAGCUGUGUUUAUACAGUGCUCUUCGGAAGAGGAUUUGGGCGAUCGGUCGAAGAGCAACGAAGGCCAGGUCGACGUUGUCCGCCAUGUGUUGAAGCUCUUGAGUAGUACCCCCAAGAAUCCGACGUCGGAGGAGGAAGAUAAGUCGGAGGAGAAGGAUUUGAAAGUCACCGUUUUGUCUCCGUACACGAAACAAAUCCAGACACUACGCCGGCGCUUACCUUCAUCCAUCACCUCGUCCACCAUUGACUCAUUCCAGGGACGGGAGAGCGAUAUCAUCAUUUUCUCGACUGUGCGGUGUAAUGUGGAUGGCGAUGUUGGGUUUCUGGACGAUCCGAGAAGGUUGAACGUUAUGUGGACGCGUGCAAGGCUUGCGUUGAUAAUUGUUGGGGAUAGGGCGACCCUUAGUGCGAAUCAGCUCUGGAAACGCGCUUUGGAGGCUUGUACGGAGGUUGAAAUUGUAUUGGAAGAGCCGACUACGACGGGGUAG
This is a messenger RNA of Laccaria bicolor S238N-H82, 5073 nucleotides long. RefSeq names its product RNA-directed RNA polymerase. Gene Ontology annotation, molecular function: helicase activity; RNA-directed RNA polymerase activity. The coding region runs from base 1 to 5073 and encodes 1690 amino acids. The record is from RefSeq and is a predicted model, not a curated record. The transcript is spliced from 16 exons. Lineage: Eukaryota; Fungi; Basidiomycota; Agaricomycetes; Agaricales; Hydnangiaceae.